GACAGCAUUAAUCAUUACUUUUUUCCUAAUUCUGGAAAAGAUUCAACCCAACUUGUCGAAUUAACAAUCACAGAACAAGAAAGUAAGAUAGAUCAACUGCGUACUUAUUUAGAGGAGUUGGGACAUCCUUUGGAAACAAUACAAUUAGAAAAAUUGUUGGAAGGAAAUUCAUGGAAUGUGAUGGAAGUAGCGGAUUAUUGUGAUGAUUUAAUAGAAGCAGAAUAUGGACUAGUAUCAGACAUUCGAAAAGACGUAAUCAUGCUUGGAUCAGAAAAUGAUCGAUUUACUAGCUGUUAUAUAGAUGAAAAUGAAAAUCCAACACAAGAGGACGCCAGUGAAUUGUUUUUAUUUCUAUCAUGCCUUUAUGAACUUCCCUAUCUUCCACUUGGGAUUCAUUUAUUUCAUGGAGGAAGUAAAGAUCCAAAUGAUGAGCGAGUUAUAACCGAACGUUUGAUUCAAGUAGCUAUACCGGGUGAUCCACAUGAUGAAACACCUGUUUCUUUGGAAGAAGUUUUAAUAACACAUUUUCAUGAUAAUGUCGUAUCUGGAAUAAAACGGUUUUCAUCAGAUGAUAUGAAACAAACUGAGAUUCCAGUUUCAGCAUGGCAAAUGCUAAAACUUUUGCCGUUUUACUCAGCAAGUAAUGAACAAG
Racocetra fulgida is the source of this 652-nucleotide messenger RNA. NCBI's taxonomy places the organism in Eukaryota, Fungi, Glomeromycota, Glomeromycetes, Diversisporales, Gigasporaceae. The record is from the annotation of a GenBank genome assembly.